AUGAUGAUCAAGGUGCCAGGCAUGGCCGAGGAAGAUGGAUCAUUGUGGCAUGCGACCGCGUUCCUAACUUUGCCCACAAGGAUUUUCGUACUAUGCAACGGCAACCUCCCUCAGUCCAAGGUUUUAUCAGACGCUGCUGGACCGGUGCUGGCGCCGCUCCGGGACUCUGUUGUAUCGCCCCAAUCAGCGGCAGGCCUGCUGGAUCAGCGGCAGGCUCUCAAUCGAUUCAACAAAUUCAUCAUUGGGGAUUCAUACAGCCACGAGGCUGCCAAGCGGUAUCCAAGAACACGGCAAGAAGCCAAGCGACGAGAUAAUGAGUUCUGCCUCGUCGAUCGCAUUCACGAGGCCGAAUAUGCCAACUUGAAAACACCACCGGAGCCGGCGCACCGACUGGUCGUCACCCUCGAGGAAGACUCCUUUAGCGAGGAAAAGUAUCAAGUGUACGACAACUACCAGAAAGUGGUGCACCAUGAAGAGCCAGAGGACAGAGCCCGGCGCUGCUUCGAGCGGUUUCUGUGCAACUCGCCUGUGCGACGGGAAACCAUGGUCAUGGCGGAUGGCCGCCGCCGUCGACUUGGUUCGUACCAUCAAUGCUACCGGAUCGACGGCAAUCUGGUCGCCAUAGGCGUUCUCGACCUCUUGCCGGACUGCGUCAGCUCCGUCUACUUUCUAUAUCACGAGAGCAUCCACAAGCAUUCUCCGGGGAAGCUGGGAGCCCUGCACGAGAUUGCGCUCGCCGUCGAGGAAGGCUACCGUUGGUGGUACCCGGGAUUCUACAUCCACAACUGCCCCAAGAUGAGAUACAAGAUUGACUACUCGCCACAGUUCAUCCUCGACCCGCAGUCUCUACGCUGGGAUCCCUUGGACGAGGUCGUCUUGCGCUUGUUGGACAGAAAACGAUUUGUCAGCCUUUCCUUGGAGAGGCAGACUGUGAUGGAUAGUGGCACGGACGAGCCGGCCUGCAACGAAUCAAGGGAGGACGCCGACGACGCGGCGGACGAGGACGCCGAAGGGCACAUUUCACUGUUCCGGUCCGACAUGCCCGGAAUCCCUUCUCUUUCCGACAUGGAACGAAUCGACCUGGACCACGUCCCGUUGAAGGUGUGGAGUCACGGUCCGAUGCAUGAGACGGGCGACCUGGCCGGUUGGGAGUCGAAGGGGAUCGUAGACUUCCCGUCGGCCAAGGCUACCGUUGCAGAGUUGGUCGCGGCAGUGGGAACCGAUCUCAUCGACUGCCUCCCAAAGCGCCCCCACCUUGACCACGACAAAACUUUCCCCGUCACGCCUCUCGUCCCAACUCUUGCUCGCUGCGCCUGCCUCUGCGACGGUCCCGAUCCGCAGACAUUGGCGGUGACAAUGGCGAGCCAGCAAUCUCUUCUGUCCCCCGUCGAGCUCGCCUACCUCCACCGCUCCCUGUCCUUGCAACCGCCGAUCCGUCCCGAUGGUCGAUCACCGACACAGUUCAGGCCCUUGACGGCCGAGACGGGCAUCUUGCCGGGCACCAACGGCAGCGCGCGGGUCUGCCUGUCUGACGGGACGGAAGCCAUCGUGGGUGUCAAGGCAGAGAUUGAAAAAACGGCCCAGGUGCUGUUGGGCGAAAACCCAGAGGCGAGCGAAACGCAUCAUCAGCCGCAUGAUGGUGGCAGCGGUGAAGACCAAAGGUCGACGGCGAGGGGCGAUUGGCUCGAGAUGACGGUGGAAAUCCCCGGCCAGCGCGACGACGAAGCUUCGACCGUCUUUCUGGCCGAGAUGAUACGCGAGGCCCUGCUGGCGGACGGCGCCUUUGCGAAGAAGCUGCGCAUCAACUCGCGCUUCCAUUGGAGGCUAUACCUCGACAUCCUGCUGAUAUCACCCCCGCUCGCGUACCCUCUCCCUCUCCUCUCCCUCACCACACACCUCGCCCUGCUGGCGACGAGGCUGCCGCGGUUGAAAUCGGAGGGUGACGAAGACCCCAUGUUCGAUGACGACUGGGAGGCGUCGACGUUUCUGUAUCCGAGAGAGGGAAGCGCGGCGGGUGCCCGUCCUCCCAUCACUCUCCUCGUCGUCGCCGUCGGAGACAACGUCCUCUUCGACCCCGCCAGGGAGGAGCUCGCCGUCGCCGACGCCGCACUCGCCGUCUCCGUGUCGGAGGUUAGGACGGAAAAGAAGGAGGGCGCUGGCCAUUUCGAUUCGGACGGCACCCUGCGCUUGAUGUCGAUGCGAACCAUCGACCCGCCAUCGAGGCUGACGCCGCCGGGCGUUGCCAACUCGGCAAACGUCGCGACAAACGGCAAGCCGCCGACGACGACCACGCCGAACCAGAACCCGAACGGUCCGGCCGAGGAAGGUCUGUGGAAGGCUCCCCUUGGAGGCAUGAAGUUCGCCGUGCUCGACGCAAUCACGCAGGCCGUGCUGGAGAAGGGAGGGGUCGCGCACGAGGUCCUCGAGAGCUUGGAAACCGUCGAGCUGACGUAG
Drechmeria coniospora is the source of this 2454-nucleotide messenger RNA. Its product is annotated as arginine-tRNA-protein transferase 1. The record is from RefSeq and is a predicted model, not a curated record. The transcript is spliced from 4 exons. Gene Ontology annotation, molecular function: arginyl-tRNA--protein transferase activity. Bases 1 to 2454 code for a protein of 817 amino acids. Lineage: Eukaryota; Fungi; Ascomycota; Sordariomycetes; Hypocreales; Ophiocordycipitaceae. Gene Ontology annotation, cellular component: cytoplasm. Gene Ontology annotation, biological process: protein arginylation.